UGGAUGAAUCCCGCCGCCGUGACAGCCUGGUUAGCGGCAUUAAUGUUGGAAUCGGAUCACUUUUCUGCAUCAUCCGCAGCCAUUUUUUGCUUUUCUCUACCUCCUCAAACCGCCCAUUGGGAUCUCAAUUUUACAUAAGAUUCCGUUGCAGACUCCGGCGUUCCAGGGGAGGACUUGGUAGCAAAAGAAAGUUGUUGACAAACAACGGGGAAUUGUUUGCGGGGUCAAGUGAAAGAAAUGGGUUCUGAAGGACCAAGUGGGGUUACAAUUCAUGUGACUGGAUUUAAGAAAUUCCAUGGGGUUGCUGAAAAUCCUACCGAGGCUAUUGUCAGUGACUUGAAGGCUUUCGUAGAAGAAAAAGGGUUACCUGCUGGUGUCACUCUUGGAAGUUGUACAGUUCUUGAUGCUGCUGGAGAUGGUGCUCUUCCAGUGCUCCAAAAAGUUUUGGAAUCUGGCGUCUCAAAUGUCACUGAAACCAACAAAGUCGUAUGGCUUCAUUUGGGUGUCAAUAGUGGUUCAACGAGGUUUGCUAUUGAAUGGCAAGCUGUGAAUGAAGCUACUUUCCGUUAUGCAGAUGAACACGGAUGGCAGCCUCAGAAACUUCCAAUAGUCUCCGAGGAUGGGGAAAUCUCAAUGAUUAGAAAGACAUCCUGCUCAGCACUGGUGAUCUUAGAGAAGUUGAAGGCGAAAAGCUAUAACGUGAUAUUAUCAACGGAUGCGGGUCGUUUUGUUUGCAAUUAUGUAUAUUACCACUCCCUCAGAUUUGCAGAACAGAAGGGUCACAAAUCAUUGUUUGUCCAUGUUCCUCUGUUUUCAAAAAUCGACAAAGAAACCCAGAUGCGUUUCAUUCACUCACUUUUAGAAGCCAUUGCGUCUACAUGUUAAAAAUUGUUUUCAUUUCCUGUGUUUGCUCCAUCAUUUCUAUAAAUGUUCAUCUCCAAGUUGUGAAAUUCUGUUUCUUGCAAGUAAGGGGCUUUCAUUAUUAUACCCUAUUGAAUCCUAUCCACUUCCCCAAAAAACAGAAAAAAAAAAGGAAUAAAUCUACAUGAUUGUUUGUUGUGCA
Cucumis sativus (cucumber) is the source of this 1063-nucleotide messenger RNA. Its product is annotated as pyrrolidone-carboxylate peptidase. Gene Ontology annotation, biological process: proteolysis. The transcript is spliced from 5 exons. Lineage: Eukaryota; Viridiplantae; Streptophyta; Magnoliopsida; Cucurbitales; Cucurbitaceae. Bases 238 to 885 code for a protein of 215 amino acids. Gene Ontology annotation, cellular component: cytosol. The record is from RefSeq and is a predicted model, not a curated record. Gene Ontology annotation, molecular function: pyroglutamyl-peptidase activity.